UGCUAGCUCUAUAAAACUCAUCAAUGGCCAGGACAAGGUCCAUGCCAGGCCCAGCGAAGAGUAAUCAAUAACCAUUUCAAUGGCAUCAUCUUCCCGCCCAUUCCUCCUCUCUCUCUCUCUCUCACGCGAUUUUCAUCGAAUUCAUUCCAGAAACAUCAGUUUGGGAUUUUGACUUCUAAAUCAGCACAAAUGCCCUUGGGAGUUUUACUGAUUUAUUUUGAAGCUGCGACCUAUCUCAUGUGUGUGUUGAAGAAAUAUGGAAAGGCCUCUCACUCUAAAACCGUUGAGCAUCCAAGAUGAAAAUUCUGUCAUCCACCGUAAAAGAAGUCACUGCUAAUGGCAAAUCAAAGACAUCCAGACCAUUGUCAAAGACGGGUGGAUUUGCACGCGAGAGUCGUAAAGCUCUGAAUGACAUUACUAAUAAGUCGUCUAUUCAUCGUGAGACAACCUCACAGAGUAAAUGAGAAUUGGAUUUUCGAACCAGAAAGUUUUUGAGUGUGAGGCACUGUCCAAGAAAAAGAUUUCAGUAAAUGAGAAUCUUAAUGUUGCGGAAGAAGGUUUCUUGCACGACCACAGGAAGUGCAUUGAUGCACAAAAAGCUACUGCAGCAGCAUCAGAGCUUAAUUUCAUGGACACAGUUCUUCCUGGACAUGAUGAUGCAGGUUCGACAGACGUGAUAAUGGAACAGACAAAGGGUGAUCGAGAUCUUGACAACUGCUAUCCCAAAUUGGAAGAGUUAUCCAUGCUAGAGUUUUCUGAUUGGUUCAAGCCUUGUUGGAAGUCUCCUCCUUCACCACUCCAUCAGGAGUGUCCUCUGUCCUGUCCUUCUGUAUUAGAGUUUGAGGCAGUUGAAUUAGUGCUCAAGGAAGGCGAAGACGAUGAUAUCUAAGAGUGUGGCAACAUAAAAUGCAUUUUGCCUAAGAAAAUCAAACUUACUGUCAAGUAAAAUGCUGAUAGUUUUUUUUAUCAGUUUUUCAACUGCUAACCUUGUAAUUUGUUGGGCCAAACUACUAUUCAUAUUGGAUGUUUUAGUUUA
This is a messenger RNA of Salvia hispanica, 1036 nucleotides long. The record is from RefSeq and is a predicted model, not a curated record. NCBI's taxonomy places the organism in Eukaryota, Viridiplantae, Streptophyta, Magnoliopsida, Lamiales, Lamiaceae.